AUGGCCCUUCUUCGGCUCGUCUUCCUCCUCUGCCUCUUCAACAUCGUGUUCGUGUCCUCCGCAGCGCGGAAUCUCGUAACCAGCCUCCCGGACGUGAGCGUGGACGACGACAAUGGGGCCGAGCUGUUCUACUACUUCAUCGAGUCGGAGUCUGAUCCCCGCCGUGACCCCGUCCUUCUCCGGCUCACCGGCGGCGACCGCUGCACCGUCUUCAGCGGCCUUGCCUUUGAGAUAGGGCCAGUGAAGUUCAUCAGGGAGCCCUACAAUGGAAGCCUGCCUCGGCUAGAGUACAAUCCCUACUCCUGGACCAAGGCAGCCAACAUCCUAUUUGUCGAUUCGCCGGUUGGCGCCGGAUUCUCCUUCUCCAGGGAUCCUAAGGGCUAUGAUGUUGGGGAUCUAUCUUCCACACUGCAGCUCAAGAAAUUUCUCAGUAAGUGGUUCGACGAGCACCAAGAUCUCCUUACGAACCCUUUCUAUGUUGGAGGGGAUUCCUACGCUGGAAAGAUCAUCCCAUAUCUCGUGCAGAAGAUUUCAGAAGAUAUUGAAGGAGAAGUCAGGCCUUCUCUUAAUCUUAAGGGCUACCUUGUAGGAAACCCUUCUACUGGUGAGAGCAUUGACGACGAUUCCCGAGUACCAUAUGCUCACGGAGUCGGAAUCAUUUCAGACCAAUUGUACGAGUGCACGUAA
Miscanthus lutarioriparius is the source of this 687-nucleotide messenger RNA. NCBI's taxonomy places the organism in Eukaryota, Viridiplantae, Streptophyta, Magnoliopsida, Poales, Poaceae. The record is from the annotation of a GenBank genome assembly.